UCUGUACUCAUUCGACGAUGGCCCUUAUCAAACGCCAUUUCCCCUGUCAAGAAGAGGAUGAAUCAAGUCAUCAGAAGAAGAAAGCAAAACAAGUUGUGUCGAAACAUCUUCCUUCAUCUUGUGUCGUUCUCAAUUCCGCUGAUUGUGAUUUAGAUUUCAAUAUUGAAUGCAAUGGAGUAGUUGGGUAUGGCCUUCAUGAAGAAGGAUUUGGUUAUUGUUGGUCUGGUGCUCGAGCUAAUGUUGGAAUAACAAAGGGAAGAUAUUGUUUUGGUUGUGUUGUUGUUUCUGCUCAACUUGUUGAUACGGGUGAUACUACCCCUGAUCAGCGGAACCUUUGUCGUCUUGGUGUUUCUAGAGGUGAUGAUGUCGUUGGAGCUCUUGGUGAGACAAAAUAUAGCUUUGGUUUUGGUGGCACCGGAAAGUUCUCCAAUGCUGGGAAGUUUUUGAAUUUCGGUGAUAAGUUUGGCGUUGGUGAUACAAUAGUUUGUUGCGUUGAUUUUGAGAGUAAACCACUUGCUUCUAUUGGUUUCUCUAAGAAUGGUAAAUGGUUGGGUACUGCAAUACAAUUUGAUGCCGGUUCUCUUGGUGUUGGAUGGGAUUCUUCUAUUUCAAAGGAUUCACCUUGGGAAUGGGCACUUUUUCCGCAUGUCCUAUUGAAAAAUGUUGUGGUUCAGAUGCAAUUCAGUGUUGAACAAGGACUUGUUCCUCAAGAAGGGUUCAGACCUUGGGCCCUGGCUGUGGUGGAUGGAAAUGCGGCUAUGGGACCUUCGUUUUUGGAUCCAAAGGAUUGUGAAUUGAUGAUGCUAGUGGGAUUACCGGCCUCAGGCAAGACUACAUGGGCUGAAAAAUGGGUGAAAGAUCACCCAGAGAAGCGUUAUGUCUUACUUGGUACAAACUUAAUUCUUGAACAAAUGAAGGUUCCUGGACUGCUGCGGAAAAACAACUACAGUGAAAGGUUUGAUCGUUUGAUGGACAAGGCAACUGCAAUGUUCAAUGUAAUUCUGGCCAGGGCAGCUAAUGUUCCUCGCAAUUAUAUAAUCGAUCAGACAAAUGUGUACAAAAAUGCACGCAAGCGUAAGCUUAAUCCAUUUGUCAAUUAUCAAAAGAUUGCAGUUGUCGUGUUCCCAAAUCCAGAAGAGCUCAAGAGACGAUCUGAAAAAAGAUUUAAAGAAAUGGGUAAAGAAGUUCCAGUUGAUGCUUUGAAUAAAAUGAUAGCUAAUUAUGUUCUACCUAAAAGCAAGGAUCUUCCAUAUUCCGAUGAAUAUUUUGAUCAGGUUUUGUUUGUUGAACUGAACCGGGACGAGUCUCAGAAAUAUUUGGAUCAGAUGAAGCAAGAUACUCUGUCUCUAUCUAAUACCAACCCGUCAACAUUAUCGCACAGAGGUUCUUCUGAGUCUUCUUUCCGACCUGCAUUUCAUAGUCAAGGAAGUUCGACAGGAAGUGGCAUUCACCAGUGGAGAGCUAAUUCUUCCAUCUCUCAACCCGACUAUAGGAUGCCUAGUCAAGUCAAUACACAUGGUUUUAUGAAUGAACCUCAUCACAAUAUGAAUCCGUUGUGUAGAGGAUAUCCAAGCAGUCAUAUUUCACAUGUUUCAAGACCACCCUAUCCUAUAUAUAAUGUUGGUUCCAGUAGAACUUACAGUGACAUCGAAACAUACGGAAACCCUGUUUUCGGUAGCCAGUAUAGGCCAAACACUGUAGGGAACAACAAUAUGGGUUUUCAUGGAAGACCUUAUGUUGAAUACAGAGACUUUCAGCCUGACCUGCCUUUACCUGCAGCAGCCACAUCUUUGCAUCCUCCAUAUGGGGAACCGACUCUAAGGCCUCAACAUGGUGGAUUACCUGAUAACAUCCAGUAUCCAGGGAGAUAUGCUUCUCAAUAUCCAAAAUACUAGCACUGAAACUAAUCACACAAUGUCAAUGUUAAGUGGAGCAAGACAUCAUUGACAGCUAGAACUGGGUGUUGACCAUGAUGAUCUGAAGCAGCUUUAUCAUGUAUCCAAAAUCACUACAGAAGCGACAGUUAUUGUGAAGAAGAUUUUUGAUUCAAAUGAUAAAUUUUCAAAAAUGAAACUCCAAAAACACCAUUGAGAAAAUUGAAAGUCUCGAAGUUCAAUAGAGAUGAAUUAAGCGACAUCUCUAUGGUAUUAUUCUGCAUUACGGAUUGCACCAUUGAUAAAGAUUAUGAAGAAAUUGAAAGACUCAAAGUUCAAUCAAAGAGGAAUUAAGUGGUCGUUUUGCGAUAUUGUUCUGCGUCACGGAUUGCACUGAUGAUGAAGAUUAUGAAUAGAUAUUCUACUUAAGAAUUGAUAUGUUAGAUAGAUUAGAAAGGAUAGCGAUACGUUUGGUUUGACAAAACAAGAAAAUUAUGAGGAUACAUUUGGUUUGACAAAACAAGAAAAUUAUGAGGAUUUUGUAUGGAGUACCAUAAUGGAUUGUGUAUUAGUUAAU
This is a messenger RNA of Vicia villosa (hairy vetch), 2451 nucleotides long. RefSeq lists its product as uncharacterized. The record is from RefSeq and is a predicted model, not a curated record. NCBI's taxonomy places the organism in Eukaryota, Viridiplantae, Streptophyta, Magnoliopsida, Fabales, Fabaceae. Bases 18 to 1895 code for a protein of 625 amino acids. The transcript is spliced from 11 exons. Gene Ontology annotation, molecular function: protein binding.